Molecule: messenger RNA, 1402 nt
Organism: Panicum virgatum (switchgrass)
Lineage: Eukaryota; Viridiplantae; Streptophyta; Magnoliopsida; Poales; Poaceae
Product: disease resistance protein Pik-2-like
Exons: 2
Coding region: 40-1134 (364 amino acids)
Molecular function (GO): ADP binding
Source: RefSeq, a predicted model, not a curated record
GGUGAAUAUUCUUACAGUCAUCCUCUCGUCGUUUAGAAAAUGGAUGGACCACUUGUGAGUGCUUCAACUAGAGUGAUGAACUCACUGCUCGCCAAGCUCUCUGCUUUGGUUGAUGGGGAAUACGAGCUCCUUGAAGGUACGAAGUGCGAUAUCACUUUCCUGAGGAAUGAGCUUAGCAGCAUGAGUGCCCUGCUCGAGAAACUCGCAACAGCGGAGAAUCUUGACACGCAGGUCAAGGUUUGGAGGGACAACAUACGCGAGCUGAGCUAUGAUAUUGAGGACUGCAUUGACAUCUUCAUGCACAAGCUGGAUCACGGUGACCCUCAGGCAGGUUUUGCAAAGAGGAUAAUUGAUCAGAUUAAGAAGCUAUGGUCACGAUACCAGAUUGCAAACCAGAUUCAAGAGCUCAAGGCUCGUGUGCUUGAGGAGAGCGAGCGACGGCUGAGGUACAAGCACGAUGAAUCUAUUGCUCUUGCAGGAAAGAUUGAGAUUGACCCGCGAUUGCCGGCGCUCUAUGUGGAAGCAGAGAAACUUGUUGGUAUCAAUGGUCCUAUACAGAAGGUCAUCGAAUGGUUGAUGAAGGAUGAAUCAACACAGCAUCUCAAAGUGGUGUCUAUUGUGGGGUUUGGAGGACUUGGAAAAACAACUCUUGCGAACCAAGUGUACAACAAGACCAAAGGCCAAUUUGACUGCACAGCUUUUGUUCCAGUUUCACGGAGUCCUGUCAUAAAGAAGAUAUUGCGUGAUCUGCUUACAGAACUAGGGAGUAAGACUAGUGCAUCAGAAGAUGAGCGGCAACUCAUAAAUGAGCUCAGAGAAUACCUGCAAGACAAAAGGUACUUAAUCAUUGUUGAUGAUAUUUGGAGCACAACCGCAUGGGAAUUUGUGAAAUCUGCUUUACCUGAGAAUAACUUGCACAGUAGAAUAAUUACUACUACAAGGCAUUCUGAUGUAGCCAAAUCAUGCUGCUCAAGUUAUGAAGGAUAUAUUCACAACAUUCAACCUCUAAGUGAUCAGGACUCCACAAUGUUGUUUUAUAAGAGUCUUUCAAAGUCAGCACUCCUGCCCGCUUCACUUGGAAGAAGUUUCUCUGGCAAUCAUACAAAAAUGUCAUGGUUUGCCGCUAGCUAUUAAUACAGUAGCUAGUUUGCUAGCUAACAAAUCUGAUGCAAUAGAACAAUGGGAGCAAGUAAGAGAUUCCAUGGUUUCUGGACUAAAUUCACUAGUGCGGGACAUACUUUUGCUUAGCUAUUACGAUCUUCCGUAUCAUCUGAAGUCCUGCUUCUUAUAUCUUUGUAUAUUUCCAGAAGACUGCAAGAUUAGAAGGGAUAAGUUAAUAUGGAGAUGGAUAACUGAGGGUUUUAUCCCAUAUGUAAUGGGACAAACAUUGUAUCAAACAGGA